AGGCCGGCCUCACUUGCUUUCUUCAUCCAGCCCCAGCUUUGCUCUCCCUUGUCUUAACUUACCACUUUCCCGCCAGCCUUCUGACUUAUCACAUCUCUCUCUCUUUUUCAUAUAACCUCUCUAUCAUCUAUCAUCCUUCACAAUGCCUGAACUUCCUAAGCUCCACCCUGAAGUCACAUGGGCUCAGCGCUCCUCCAGCACUGAUGCCGAGCGCAAUUACCUCUACGUGAGCCUCAAGGCUCCCGAUGUUCCCCGUUCCUCCGCCACCCUCAACAUCACCCCCAAGAAUGUUACCUUCGCCGGAGACUCCAAGAAGGGUGUGAGGUACGAGGUCUCGUUGGAUCUGUUUGCCGAGAUCGACCCCGAGAACUCCAAGACGAACCACAGCGACCGUGAAGUCGAGCUGGUCCUGCGAAAGAAGGAGCUGAAGGAGGAAUACUGGCCCCGUCUGUUGGAGACGAAGCAGAAGGUUCACUUCCUCAAGACCGACUUUGACAAGUGGGUCGAUGAGGAUGAGCAGGACGAGGCUCCCGAAGAGGAUUACGCCAACAACUUCGGUGGUUUCGAGGGCCUUGGUGACCAGGGUGGCCUCGGAAACAUUGACUUCUCUAAGCUCGGCGCUGGCCUUGAGGGCAUGGGCGGUGCUGACGCCGGCGCCGGCGGUGCCGAGGAGGGUUCGGAUGAUGACGAGAUGCCCGAGCUCGACGAGGGCGACAAGAAGGCCGAGGGCUCUAACGCCAAGAUCCAGGAGGUCUCUUAAAUGGUGAAAUGUGCUUAGCUUUUGGAUUCACUUAUGAUUCACAAAAUAAGAAGCAAUGAAAAUUCCUGAUGACGAACGACGAAACUUGUGCAAGCUUGCUUUAUCCGGGACCAUGAUGGUUAGCCACUGCUACGGCAGGUUCAUAUGCGAUUAUGACGUGAAGAGGAGAGAUCAAAUGGGGAUUAUUGUUUUUCGAACCCGAACGCAUUCACGGAAUGGAUGGCGAAGUGAUAAACUAUCGGUUGUUAGGAUCAAUAUAACUGAAUUAUGGAAUCUAAUAAUUCUGUAGGGCUGAGAGAGCAGGGUUGCUGGCUAGAGUACCUCUAUCUUGGCGCCCUACUGUGAUAAGGAAGAUGCAAAUGGUCGAAUGGCGACCGUAAUAAUACUGCCUAGUUUUGUGAUAUUGUUCAAUCUAGGCUCAAGUGACGUCCUCAGUUGUAGAAAAAUGGUCCGUGUGUAUCAAAAGUAGAGCCUAUUACGUCGUCUUGCCCUAAAUAAAAUUGCAGUUGUUCACUAUAUUGGACAACAAGAACCUUCGAUUGCAUACGUAGUACGGAGUAAGUAGUUAGAACAACCAACAUUGUUCGUAGGAUGACCUAUCAUAUGAAAGAUCAUUAUAUCAGCAGCAACGAGGAAGAUGGUAGGUCGCUGACCCCUUGGCGGAAGGAGAAAAAAAAAAGAGAUUGGGUGGUCUCGUCACAGGUCUGCUUGUGGUUGUGCCGCCACACGCACCUUAGCUAAGAAAGGAUGAAACCCACCACAUUGAAAAUGUGGAGGAGAGCGAACUGAACUUGCAACUUCCCGAGAUCAACCACCCAAAAACGCCCCCCC
Aspergillus melleus is the source of this 1591-nucleotide messenger RNA. RefSeq names its product Hsp90 cochaperone SBA1 (gene wos2). Gene Ontology annotation, biological process: protein folding; chaperone-mediated protein complex assembly. Gene Ontology annotation, molecular function: protein-folding chaperone binding; Hsp90 protein binding. Bases 143 to 760 code for a protein of 205 amino acids. The transcript is spliced from 4 exons. The record is from RefSeq and is a predicted model, not a curated record. NCBI's taxonomy places the organism in Eukaryota, Fungi, Ascomycota, Eurotiomycetes, Eurotiales, Aspergillaceae. Gene Ontology annotation, cellular component: cytosol; nucleus.